AUGAAAGCCAAGCGCCAAAACACACUACCACUCGAAGACGCCUCGGUGGCUCUAGCCACCUUCACAGACGGCCAACCGCUCCCUAAACUCAUCGUCUUCGACCUGGACUACACGCUCUGGCCCUUCUGGGUCGACACGCACGUCAGCGCGCCCGUGAAACCGCGCGACAACAACUCCCGUGCCGUCGACCGCUGGGGCGAGUCAUUCGCCUUCUACCCAGCCGUCUCGUCCAUCGUACACGCCUGCAACGGCCGCGAAAUCCCGCUCGCGCUCGCAUCGCGCACCCACGCCCCAGACCUGGCGCGCGACAUGCUCAAGGCUCUGCAUAUCAUCCCUUCCUUUUCUGACAAUCCCGCCGCGAACGCGAUGAAGACGACCCGCGCGCUGGAGCAUUUUGAUUAUAUCCAGAUCUUCCCUGCGAACAAGACGGCGCAUUUUGCGAAGAUCCAGCAGGCCAGCGGGGUCGAGUAUGAGGAUAUGCUAUUCUUUGAUGACGAGGCACGGAAUCGCAAUGUUGAGACUGAGCUGGGGGUGACAUUUUGUCUAGUCCGCGAUGGCCUGACUCGCGAUGAGUUUGAUCGUGGGGUCAUGGCUUGGAGGAAACGGAAUGGCAUUAAGCAGCGCGCGGAGGGGGAGUGA
Molecule: messenger RNA, 639 nt
Organism: Penicillium lagena
Lineage: Eukaryota; Fungi; Ascomycota; Eurotiomycetes; Eurotiales; Aspergillaceae
Product: Mg-dependent acid phosphatase
Exons: 1
Coding region: 1-639 (212 amino acids)
Molecular function (GO): acid phosphatase activity
Source: RefSeq, a predicted model, not a curated record